AGCAAAGACGUUUAAAAAUGUCUAAUUUAUACCCCAUCUUGGCUUUAUUGGCCGUGUUGACCCUUGUCCGAGGUCAUGGAUACCUGAAGGCGCCUUACCAACGGUCAUCGGUCUGGAGAGAAGGGGAUAACUCCGAAGAUAAGAACUACAAUGAUAUGGAAGUUAACUGUGGCGGCGCUGGGAAGCAACAUGGACAAAAUGGCGGCAAGUGUGGAACUUGUGGUGACGCAUAUGACGGGGUACGCGAGCACGAGCUUGGUGGAAAGUACGGUACCGGCUACAUAUCUCCGAAUGCUGUAUACAUUCAGGGACAGGUAAUGCCGGUCGUGGUCGACAUUACCGCUAAUCAUAAAGGCUGGUUUGAAUUUCGGAUUUGCGAAGCCGUAGACAACAAUACACCUGUGACCCAGAGUUGUCUUGACCAGCAUCUUCUCACCCUCGAUAAUGGCGGCACGCAAUACAACCUUGCCGGAAACGUCAAAGAUGAUAUCAGUAUAGGUGUCCAUCUUCCCCCAGACCUGUCAUGUGACCACUGUGUUCUUCAAUGGUGGUGGGAAACAGGAAAUAGUCACACAAAUAAGGAGACAUUUGUGAACUGUGCCGAUGUGGCCAUUCGAGCAACAGGCACUCGACCUACGCCUUCUCCAACAACAACUACAACCACUACAGCAGCAGCAACAACAACACCUGUAAUCUCUACUACGACUCUGCCCCCGAUCACGACCUGUUAUCCCGGUCAGUCACGUGUCUGUAGGUGGGUUGCAGCUAGUACGCCGAGUGUUCAGGAUCAAUUGGAUGCAGUUUGUGUGGGAAUGUCGCAGGCACCCGAUGCCAACUUUGAGAAGAACUGUCGCUGUGAUUGUGAGUGGUCGACCGUACCGGUGGACUGUGGCGGGAUACCACGAACCUGGGAACGAAUCCCUAAUCCCGACCCAUUUUGUGCCGCCAACUGUGGCCUAUGCCCAACAAGCCAUUGUAGAUGUUAGAUGCAAGCAUUACAAUUGUUCACCGAAUCCUGAUUUUUCCCAAACUAAUAAUAGUUUAUUUGAUAUUUCAACAUGUAAAAAUAGUUUAAUUAACAUUUUUUGAAUAAAUGAUAAAG
Messenger RNA from Pecten maximus, 1102 nucleotides. RefSeq lists its product as uncharacterized. The record is from RefSeq and is a predicted model, not a curated record. Lineage: Eukaryota; Metazoa; Mollusca; Bivalvia; Pectinida; Pectinidae. The transcript is spliced from 3 exons. Bases 18 to 986 code for a protein of 322 amino acids.